AUGAAUAUUGUUAAGUUACAAAGAAAGUUCCCUGAUCUUACUCAAGAAGAUCUUUUUUCUACCAUUGAAAGAUUUAGAUCCAUCGACUUAGAUGAUAAGGGCUGGGUCGAGAAACAACAAGCUCUCGAAGCAGUUCAACAGACUGGUGAAGCAACAUACGAUGAAGCUAGAGAAACGCUAAAACGUGUCAAUGUCGAUGCUUCAGGGCAUGUCGAAUUGGAUGACUAUGUUGAACUGAUUGCUAAGUUGAAGGAAUCUAAGAAUGGACCCGCUCCACAAACUAGCUUUAAUGUAGAUGUUAAUACCCCAGUCAAUAUCUCGACAUCAGGACCAACUUCAAGUGGUUUAAAACAUGAAGGUAGGGGUGCACAAGCAAGAAUCAUUGUUGGGGGUUCUACUACUGGUACCACACAUACUAUUAAUGAAGAAGAAAGAACUGAAUUCACCAAACAUAUCAAUCAAGUGUUGGCAGGGGAUGAAGAUAUUGGCUACAUGCUACCUUUCCCAACUGACACAUUCCAAUUGUUCGAUGAAUGUAGAGACGGGUUGGUCUUAUCUAAAUUGAUUAAUGAUUCCGUUCCUGAUACAAUUGAUACCAGAGUUUUAAAUAUGCCAAAGAACGGAAAGAAACUAAAUAAUUUCCAAGCUAGUGAAAAUGCCAAUAUAGUUAUUAACUCUGCAAAGGCCAUUGGAUGUGUCGUUGUCAAUGUUCAUUCUGAAGAUAUUAUUGAAGGGAAGGAGCAUCUAAUCUUAGGUCUAAUUUGGCAAAUUAUUAGAAGAGGUCUAUUAAGUAAGAUUGAUAUUAAAUUACAUCCAGAAUUAUACCGUCUGUUGGAAGAAGAUGAAACUUUGGAACAAUUCUUAAGACUACCACCUGAGCAAAUUUUAUUGCGUUGGUUCAACUACCACUUGAAACAAGCUAAUUGGAAUAGAAGAGUUGCAAAUUUCUCCAAGGAUGUGUCAGAUGGUGAAAACUACACUAUUUUACUAAACCAAUUAUCACCAAGUCUAUGUUCCACUGCUCCUCUACAAGCAACAGAUUUAUUGCAAAGAGCAGAGCAAGUCCUAGAAAACGCCGAAAAAUUGGAAUGUAGAAAAUAUUUAACUCCUAGUGCUUUGGUGGCAGGAAAUCCAAAAUUGAAUUUAGCCUUUGUUGCACAUUUAUUUAACACGCAUCCAGGAUUAGAACCAAUUGAAGAAGCAGAAAAACCAGAAAUUGAAGAAUUUGAUGCUGAAGGUGAAAGAGAAGCCAGAGUCUUUACCCUAUGGUUAAAUUCCUUAGAUGUUGAUCCUCCAAUUGUAUCUUUAUUCGAAGAUUUAAAGGAUGGUAUUGUUCUCUUACAGGCAUAUGAAAAAGUUAUGCCAGGAUCUGUAGAUUUUAAACAUGUUAAUCAAAAGCCAUCUUCCGGUGCAGAAAUUUCAAGAUUUAAAGCUUUGGAGAAUACUAAUUAUGCUGUGGAGCUGGGUAAAUCAAAGGGUUUCUCUCUAGUUGGUAUCGAAGGUUCGGAUAUCCUUGAUGGUAAUAAAUUAUUAACUUUGGGUCUAGUAUGGCAAUUGAUGCGUAGAAAUAUUACUAACACAAUGAAGACCCUAUCUUCUAGCGGUAGAGACAUGAGCGAUUCUCAAAUUUUGAAAUGGGCUCAAGAACAGGUUACUAAGGGUGGUAAGAGCUCGACUGUUCGUUCUUUCAAGGAUCCUGCACUAUCCAAUGCUCAUUUCUUAUUGGAUGUUUUGAAUGGUAUUGCACCAGGUUACGUUGAUUAUGACUUGGUUACUCCUGGUAAUACAGAAGAAGACAGAUAUGCUAAUGCAAGAUUGGCUAUCUCAAUUGCAAGAAAGUUGGGUGCUUUGAUCUGGUUGGUUCCAGAAGAUAUUAAUGAAGUUCGUUCCAGAUUGAUUUUAACAUUUGUGGCUUCGUUAAUGUCCAUUAAACGUUAA
This is a messenger RNA of Naumovozyma castellii, 1938 nucleotides long. It is a transcript of the gene SAC6, whose product is annotated as fimbrin. NCBI's taxonomy places the organism in Eukaryota, Fungi, Ascomycota, Saccharomycetes, Saccharomycetales, Saccharomycetaceae. The transcript has a single exon. The record is from RefSeq and is a predicted model, not a curated record. Bases 1 to 1938 code for a protein of 645 amino acids.